AACAAGUGCGUCCAAACGGCUGCGGACAGCAGUGCUGACCUCUGAAUUUUAUUUCAGAAACAACAUCGUUUCAUCUAGUCUGGAUAUCACUCGCUAACUUCGAGGGACUUUUCUGAGUGAUUUCUUCCCACGAAGUUGAUUUUCUGAGGACGUAUUACAGUGACAUCUUGUCGACAUAAGAGAUAUCGGCAGCACCGACACCUGACUUUAAACAGAUUCCGUCUGGAUCUCUAAAUCCUACCGUUAAUUCCACCGUUAAGUGGCCUCAUUGCCGUUCCUUAGGAAUUCGGGACAUGGCCGCCUUAGCAGGGGGCAUUCCCAGGAUGGUGCGCCCCACGCCACCCCAAAAUUACCCGAGAGGGGGCUAUUCGCUGGAAGUUUCCACACCAUUAGGCCAGGGCCGAGUAAACCAGCUCGGCGGUGUGUUCAUUAACGGACGCCCGUUGCCAAACCACAUUCGCCAUAAGAUCGUAGAAAUGGCGCAUCACGGGAUCCGGCCAUGCGUCAUCUCGCGCCAGCUGCGCGUCUCACACGGCUGCGUGUCCAAAAUCCUGUGCAGGUACCAGGAAACGGGAUCCAUCCGGCCUGGCGCUAUCGGAGGUAGCAAACCGAAGCAGAACACCAGUCCCGAUGUGGAUAAGAAAAUCGAGGAAUACAAGAGAGAUAACCCGGGAAUGUUCAGUUGGGAGAUCCGAGACAAGCUGCUGAAAGACGGCAUCUGUGACAGAAACAACGUGCCCUCAGUCAGCUCGAUCAGUCGCAUACUGCGCUGUAAGUUUGGCGGAAAUGGAGAGGAUGAGGAGGACGAUGAUGAAGUUGAAAAGAGGGAGCUUGAGGAAAACGAAAGACGUGCGAAACACAGCAUUGAUGGCAUUCUUGGAGACAGAUCGAGUCAUUCGGACGAGGGUUCAGAUGUAGAUUCAGAACCAGGUUUGCCCCUGAAGAGAAAACAGCGUCGCAGUCGCACAACAUUCACUGCUGAGCAGCUUGAGGAGCUGGAGAGAGCUUUUGAGCGCACACACUAUCCCGACAUCUACACACGCGAGGAGCUCGCCCAAAGAGCCAAACUUACUGAGGCGAGAGUACAGGUGUGGUUUAGCAACAGACGGGCUCGCUGGAGGAAGCAGGCAGGAGCCAAUCAGCUGAUGGCAUUCAAUCACCUGAUUCCUGGAGGAUUCCCUCCAUCGGCCAUGUCAAGCCUACAGCCUUACCAGCUUCCAGAAAGUCCUUACUCUGCAUCCUCCAUCCCACAAGCAAUGUCAGAACAGGCCAGCACAGUGCACAGGCCCCAGCCUCUUCCACCAACCUCAGUGCACCAGAGCAGUCUGGCCACUGCCCCGGGAGCCCAGGACGCUACUUCAGCCUACUGCCUCUCUUCAGGCCGUCACGGCUUCUCAGGCUACUCAGACAGCUUUGUGCCUGCACCGAGUCACUCUAACCCAGUCAACCCUGCUAUCAGCAAUGGCCUCUCAACACAGGUGAUGGGACUGUUGAACCCAGGAGGCGUGCCUCACCAGCCGCAGGGAGACUUCUCUCUCUCCCCUCUCACUGGUCCUCUGGAGCCCAGUGCGGGCAUGGCUGCCAGCUGCCACUCAUCACAGAGACUGGAGUCUCUGUCUGGACUGGCCAGCAUGCCUUCUCUGCCCAGCUCACAGUCUUACUGCCCACCCAGCUACAGCUCGCCAGCCUACAGCGUCGACCAUAUGGCACCAUACCAAUACAGCCAAUAUGGGCAAAGUAAGGUGAAUACCACUACUGUUUUCUGGUGUGUGUUUGUGUGUCUGCACUUAGAUCUGUGUAGUGCAUAAACUGAA
This is a messenger RNA of Ictalurus furcatus (blue catfish), 1814 nucleotides long. It is a transcript of the gene pax3a, whose product is annotated as paired box 3a. The transcript is spliced from 8 exons. Lineage: Eukaryota; Metazoa; Chordata; Actinopteri; Siluriformes; Ictaluridae. Gene Ontology annotation, molecular function: DNA-binding transcription factor activity, RNA polymerase II-specific; RNA polymerase II cis-regulatory region sequence-specific DNA binding. Gene Ontology annotation, biological process: anatomical structure development; regulation of transcription by RNA polymerase II. The record is from RefSeq and is a predicted model, not a curated record. Bases 294 to 1808 code for a protein of 504 amino acids.